GGUCGACUGCAGUCAAGUCUCAGGGUAUGGAAACAACGAUAUUUCACAUCCAGUACAUGUUAUUGGUAUGAUGCGAGCAGGUCUGCUGCUAUGGCGUUGUUGCUGGAGCCUUCUGCCCGGGACGUCACGAAACGCGGGGGAUCGUGAUAGAUCCCUUGCCUUGGUGAGCAGGGUCGACAAAGGUCAACUGAUUCGCGUCACAUCCUCUGCCACCCCGGGCUUGUGAUGAAUGGAAGGUGCAUAUCGAAAGCAUAUAAAGCGAUCCUACUCUGCUUGUUCUCCCAAAUUAUCGCAAAAAAGGAUAUCAGUCUCAGUAUGCAUCUUACCAAAACGUUGCCGAACACUCUUAUGUUUAGGUCUUUGUUGAGACCUGUUUUGACGGCCAGCACCACUCGCAGCCUGCGUAGUACGCCGCAGCAGACGCCAUCUUGGACUUCGUGGGCGACUGCUGGGCCGGGGGCAUCUAAAGCGGACAAGGGGAUGAGCGCCGGGCAGCAACAGGCAGAUCAGACCCCUAGGAAUGAGCCUAUGCCCAGUGCACCCUAUGCUUACACAGAAAGCGUAGAAGGCCAUGCUGGCGAUUGGUUCGAGGAUGGUUCCGUUCCGCUCGAUGAGCCGGAACCCAUCGUUGAGGCUUUCACCAUGUGCGAGCUGAGGUCGACAGACGGUGGUCAUUAUGGUGCGCUCUUUGAAGAUACCGGAGGUGAAGUUCCUAUUGCGGGAAAGGACCAAUGACUGGUUUAGGGUAGAAAACACUUGGGUUCCUUGUCCAUGUUCACACUAGUCAGCAUUGUGCAUUUGAUGUUUUUUGGCCCAGAUUCCCAGUUUCAUGCAAUGCAGGUUGUUGCACCGAAGAGCUGAUAGUAAAAGGCCAUUUUUAUCAUCAAAAGUACUCGCUAACCGCUACAGUACUCUUCACCUGAUACUAGUAUGAUGGACCUAAUUGAACUUCUGUCCUGAACAGUUUUCAAAAUUGACCUGCUCUACAUACAUCUCUUUCC
Spizellomyces punctatus DAOM BR117 is the source of this 1001-nucleotide messenger RNA. RefSeq lists its product as uncharacterized. NCBI's taxonomy places the organism in Eukaryota, Fungi, Chytridiomycota, Chytridiomycetes, Spizellomycetales, Spizellomycetaceae. The coding region runs from base 226 to 735 and encodes 169 amino acids. The record is from RefSeq and is a predicted model, not a curated record. The transcript has 2 exons.